This is a messenger RNA of Lytechinus variegatus (green sea urchin), 10059 nucleotides long. Its product is annotated as rho GTPase-activating protein 35-like. Lineage: Eukaryota; Metazoa; Echinodermata; Echinoidea; Temnopleuroida; Toxopneustidae. Gene Ontology annotation, biological process: signal transduction. The transcript is spliced from 48 exons. Bases 849 to 6791 code for a protein of 1980 amino acids. Gene Ontology annotation, molecular function: GTPase activity; GTP binding. The record is from RefSeq and is a predicted model, not a curated record.
AAAACUGUGUUGAAAUUUUACCACUCAAUUUUGUACGCCCAAUGCGAGACGCCGUGUGUUGCAUGCAUUGCAAUGUUGGAUAGUUAUUUUUAAUUUGUUUCCGUGAUUAUUUGAUAAGGAUAGUUUGCUGACAGUUCGGAUUAUAAGUACUGGCAGUUCUUAUGAGAAUCCCUUGACAUCUUUGAAGUUGUGAAAGUUUUUAUAUUGUUCCAGUUUUCCAUGGUGAAGAAGCAAAUCCUUUGAUUAUUCCACAUCCUUAAAUUGGCAACAUUCCUAUGCGAGUGCAUCGUCCAUCCAAUCUCUGGUAACCUGCGAAAAUGAUCACGUAGAGCUACUCGACUAGCACUACAAAUUUGGCUUGGAACAUAUUCCUGGAGGGUGUGCUUUUGUGUGUUCAGUCGGACUUCCUUAUAUGGACUUGACAAUAGUUUAUAGAAGGAAUAGGCAGUAUCAUUUCAAGCGUCAAGAAAUAGAUUGUUAGAGUGCUACAUCCUGCGUUGUUUCAGUGUUUACGCUUGCAUUUCGCCUGAAAAAAACCUUGUAGACAUAUUGUAUACCUCUGCACCGAGAGUACUGUACAGAUUGAAAUAGCAGUGUAUUUCCAUCAGACAACCUCAGUACAGAUAUCCUUGUUCGCUUUGAGGAGGUGCACUCUGGACAUCUAGGACACCUGAAGUCCUCAGGACACCUGAAGACAUUAAGGACAUCUGAAGACAUUUAGGACACCUAAAGGAUCAGAGAGAACCCCUAAUUAUGUUCUUCAAGUUGUUGUGAAACUCUUCCCGAUACCACACCAACCCUUGAUGCAGAGCAUCUGAGAUAGAACCGCCGAGAACGAAAAGAGGACAAUGGCGCGCCAGAAACCGGAGAAGAUCUACCACAUAGCCGUGGUCGGGAUGUCGGGGACAGAGACCGAGCGUGGCGCUACGGGAGUCGGCAAAUCUUGCCUCUGCAACCGCUUCAUGAAUCCCCAUCAGGACAAGUAUUACACAGACCACAUCUCCGUCAUCAGUUCAAGCGAUUUCAGCGGGCGCAUCGUGAACAACGACCACUUCCUCUACUGGGGAGAAUGCACAAAGAAGUAUGAUGGUGAUACCAUGACUUUCCGAGUGGUGGAACAGACUGAGUUUAUAGACGAUUCAUCGUUCUCACCGUUAAGAGGGUCUAACACUCAUCCGUACUAUAAAAGGGCUGCGGUAACCAAGCUCCAAUCGGCAGAAAAGGUCAUGUAUAUAUGCAAAGAUCAAGUGGGUGAUGAAACUAACUUCCCUCAAAAAAUCCUCCCCGAUGGAAAAUUCCCUGUGGACGGAUACUUGAUCAUCUACGACGUUUCACGAUCACCCGGACACGAGAAACAAAUUGAAUGGCUCACAAAACUCCAGAGUCAACUCCACAAGGCGAAGCGACCAGUCGUCGUUGUCGCGGCCAAGUUCGACGAGGCCUGGGACCAGUACGUGCGGGACGCCAAGGCCUUCGCGAUGAAGAUCAAAGCCCCGCUCAUCGAGACGUCUUCGCAGGAGGGAGUCAACGUGGAUCUGGCGUUCGCGACCAUCGCGAGCAAGAUCGACAAGCGGGGUGGGCCAAAGGAGCUGCCAUUCACAGCUGGCAACGAACAGCGGCAGAAGGUGAUCACACGGGCAGUGGAUGAGUAUGAAUCGAUGCUGAAACUCGAGGUGACCAACUACCAUGAUCUGUGGACGUCGAGAAAGAAACAAUACCAGAAUAGGGAUGUCUUUCGAAAGGUUGUUGAACUAAUUGGCACAAAGAACGCAAAGAACUACUUCACUCGGCACACGCAACGUCUUCGCCAAAACCACCAGCAGAAUAAGAUGAAACUCUACCUAGGAAGGCUUCCAGAUGCGCUGGAGACUAUAUUCCCAGAUUUAAACUCCAUCAGUGGAAGGGACUGGACCGAGUGUCGUAUGCUACUGCCUCAGAUGGCCCACUUUGACGAGUGGUUCAUCAUCCUACCCCAAGAUCAGACCUGGAGGGAGAGCGAAUACAUCGAUACGGACGAGCUCCGCAUCCCUUACGACCUUCUCGAAGGCUACGAAGUGGAGUGUGAGAAUUGCUUCCAGGAUCACGUCAAUAGGCUCAAUGCUGCGAAGAGGAAAGAGAGAAUGAAAGCGGAAUUCAAGAAGCUCCUGGAAUCUCUCCCAAACAUCGUCCUCCCUUUCCGUUCCAUGGAUGAAGACGUUGUCAUGGAAGCAAUCUCCAACCACGAAAGCUACAAGGAGCUGGACGAAAGCACAAAGAUAGCCAUUUAUAAUGUACAUCAAGAGGACAUUCAGGCGAGGGCACAGUCUGACUUUAUUGAGCUACUCAUGGAGAAAUAUGCUCUGCUUGCGGGUGUGGAUAUCACGCAAAAACCAAGCAGAGAGGUGGAGAAAUUGGUCAAACAACUGGAGCAUGAACCUAGGUGGCAGAAGCUAUCGGAGAUGAGUCUCGAGCGAUAUAUCAUGUUGAUAAAGCAGCUUGCUUUUGUACAUAAUCCUACCACAGACAGCUGCUACUAUGGGGAAAAGUGUAUGGAAAAACUAACGCAAUCCUGUAUAGAACGAACAGUACAAAAGUCACCAAUCAAAGAACUGGGCACGUGGGAUGACUCAAGUAACCGACUCAAUAUAGUGGUAAUAGGCGAAGAUGGAUUAGCUGAUGAGCUAGACACAGAAAUCAAGAAUUCACAGGCUAAACAGGGCAGUGGAAGAAACCUUUCCCAGUCGCAAUCAUAUGACGGUGACUACACGUUGGAUAAGGUAUUAUACAGUCUUGAUCUGAAGACUAUAGAGGGCGACAUAACUCAUCCUGGUAAUCAACUCCAAACGGAAAGCUUCACUCCGCAAGGUUGCAUAUGUGUCUUCACGUCACUAGAGGGUUUCCAGUACGUCAGAGAUUGCCUGGAACGUACCAUUCUCUCUGAUAGGGAGGAGUACAACUCAUCUACCCUGAGGGACCUGGCCGUGGUGCUAAUGUUCGGUCGGAGUACCAGUCCGGAGGCAGACACGGCCCAAGUCAGGGAGCAAGCCGAUAGGUUAAGUAACAGAUUGAACAACUGUCAAAUCGUCAAUGUGCCUCCCGACAACACCACCCUAUGGCAGGGGAAGAAAUUCAGCGAAUCUCAGAUACAGGAGGCCCUCAGGUCUGUGGUGGCUGGUCAGAAAUACCGCAGUGGAACCCCCAACCAGGCGGAGAGUGACCGAGGCGAGAACGGCGAUAAUGCUUUCAGGAUCGGCCUAUGCAUGACUUGCGGUGACCCCUUUCAGCCCGACCUCGUCCUGUCACCGAUCACGAGCCACAACUUCAUGGCCACGCCCAACGAGAAGAACUGCAUCACGUGUGACUUGUUCCUCAUCGAUACCAAGUGCCGGGUGGACUUUGAGAUCUCUUCGUAUCAUCUCAGCGAGAGCCUACGGGACCAGCGGGUUCACCAUGGCUACAUCCUCGUCUAUGCAGCUCAACGGAAGGCAUCACUGGAGAUGCUAAGGUGGUUCAUGAAGCUAGUGGAGCCUAUACCGACCCUAGUGGUGGCCGUGUGUGAAGACAUCAACUCAGCUGCGGACGGCAUAGCGGAGGGCCAACGUCUUGUGGAUGGGACAGCCACUGCAAAAUUAGUCCCAGCCAAUUGCUCAUCAUUCAGAGAACAAACUGUGAUCUACAAUAGUUUCUUGAAGGAAGCCCACAGGAAGAGGAAAGAAACAGAGAAGCUUUACAAGGCAGAUGAGAUCGCUAAAAGACCUCCAAUGGAGUUACCAUCUCCAAGUCGAGAUGCCUCUGUGGAUGACGCUCAAACACCUACGUCAGGCUUCACCCCCGAGUUUGUACCCCGCCAGAGAUCCGUUUCUUCGGAAGCGGUGGUCCACGAUCCCCUGGUUAAGCCCAGUGAAAUACGCAACCGCAUGAGGCUACAGCAGCAGUCCCAUUUUAGCUUCCGAGGUGUUGAGGACCAGGUAUACGAUGAGAUCGGUCAUCAGCAAUCUAGAUGGGCACCAAAACCCAGUAAUGAAGCUCGUAUGUACCACACAGCCAACUAUGAAUCCAGGCAACGGCGAUGGGGCUCUGAGGUGAGGCGAAAGCCUAAUUUACCGUUGCCCUCGACACCACAGAGCACUGGGACAGAAGCACAUUAUACUCAAGUUGAGAGGAGAGGUUCCGAACCAGUGCGACCGACGGUAGCGUUGACGGCCCGUUCGCAUCAAGACUCCUUCCAUCCGCCGAGUCCCACUAAACCCAAAGUUAAACCCAAACCGCCGGUUAGGAGCAGCAGUAGAAAGCAAGAGUAUUCGCCAGGUGAUAAUGAAUCUGCAUUCCCUUCUUCACAAGAACAAGAGGAAAUAAAGGCUUAUGGGGAAUUUAGACCACGGACAACUCGUGUCGAACCUGAGGAAAUAGCUGCAUAUGGAGAAUACCGCCAACAAACGCCUAAGCAAACGGAGGAAAAUCCCGUGUACGGAGUUGUUGAUAGGUCUGCUAAAAAAACUGCUACCAAACCUGCUCAAUCUGAUGAAAUUCCUGAAUAUGGAGUGAUCGAUAGAUCUAGGAAAAAACCUGCUGCUGAACCGGCUCCUUCUGAUGACCAACCGCUAUAUGGAGUAGUGGAUAGAGCAACUAAAAAGCCAUCAGUUCCAGCACCAGUUGAAGAGGGAUUGUAUGGAGUUGUGAAUAAACCAGCUAAGAGCCCUAAGCCGAAGGUUUUGCCGAAACCUGAUGCGGUAUAUGGCGUCGUCAACAAGCCGAAAAAAUCUCCAAAACCUUUACUAUCAACUACUGGAUCUGAACUUGAGGGUAUUACAGGUACAGCAGGAAUGUGGACGAAAGCAGACGAGAACCCAGGGAAUGAUAUCUACGCCGUUGUAGACAAAUCUCGUAAGACUGAAGAAGAGGAGAAAAUAACUGAAGAUACGCCUGAGCCUGAGGAUGUGUAUGCUACGGUUGAUAAGCAACGCAAACCGACGGAGCAAAACCCUUCCCCGGACGACCCUCCUUCCGACGGCGGGGAUCCCAUUUACGGGGUCGUCGACAGGAAACGUGAUAGAAAGCCGUCAAACAGAGAUCUGGGUGGUCGUAUUGUGGGCAGACCGACCGAGGUUGGCGACGAUUCCGUCUUUGGGGCUCUGUAUUCAGAGGUCAACAAGGGUUUCAAAACAUCCACGCCAGAUACGAAUCGUUCAUUGGACGGCUCAGCUGUGUUUGGCCCAGAGGAAAAAUGGAAAUUACCUGGCCUUGCUUCAGAUGGUAUCGAUGAAAACAACAUUUCUAUACCAGAGGAAGAGGCAGAAACUGAGGGUAUGGUAGAAAACGUUCUUUAUGAACCCUACACGAGUCAGAAGUCACCGGCUCCAUCAGGUAUGGUAGAUAAUGUACUUUAUGCACCCUAUUCCAGUCAGAUGUCACCAGCUUCACAAACAGGUGAUUCCAUGACCUAUGCAUCAGUGCAGGACCACAGACCUUCAGAGGACCCUAAUGAUGGGAUGAUGGACAACAUCCUCUAUGCCCCUUACACCCCUCCUGCAGAGAGUAGACCUAGACAGCCACCACCACCCACAGCUCCUAAACCAGGGAAAUUAGACCUUAGCAAAUUCCCAGUUCGUAUGGAGGGGUUGAUACGCCCCAUGGGGAGCGUGAACCGCCCCAACGACCUUCCCGUCUGGCACCACCGUCGCACCCCUGCCCAAAAUAACCACCCGCCCCCCUUUGCUAGCCCUGAGAGCGACGAAGGGGCCGGCUACGCCAGUCCGGCCGACGCCCUCCCCUAUGAUCAAGUCCGAAAGGUAAUCGGAAGCAGCUUUAGGACCGGGAGUAGCGGAGGAGGGGGUCCCCAGUCGGGAAUUUACUCGCAGCCCCACGAUCACCUGCCUCGCGGCACUGUUCAGAAGAUCUCGUAUGGCAAACCGAUGGUUGCCCUUCCGCCCCGUCCAAGUGGGCUACCUGUUGCCAAUGACAGCACUCCGGAGGCCUUGUCUGCAGACGUCAGUCGGUCAAGAGAGACGCCAAGGCAGACCCCGGUCAAGAGACCACUGGGGACGGUGGACGCCAGGAACAAGAAGCGAGAAGAUUUCCUCAAGGGUUUGAACAAACUUAUAGAAGAUUCCAUGGAUAGUUCCUUCCAAGAUGAGCCAAAUACACCUCGGGAUAAGCCUAAGCCCAAGAAACAAAAGGGGAAAGGGAAGAAGAAAGGCCAACCAUUAGUACCCAAGAAGCCAGUGAAACCGGCCCUUGAAACGCUGAUGGUGACCGAGAAUGGUGUCCCGUCUUUCAUUGAACAGUGUGUGCAGAAAAUAGAGGAGGAAGGCAUUACUCAAGAAGGUAUAUACAGGGUCUCUGGGAAAGCAGCUGAUAUUGAAACCAUCAUCAAGAUGUUUGACGAGGACCAGAACGCCGAUCUGUGCUCGUUGGAGAACCUCAGUUCCAACACCGUCGCCUCUGCCUUGAAACAGUUCUUCAAGAAUCUUCCCGAGCCUAUUAUACCGUACAGUACACAAGAUAGGAUGAUUGCAGACUACAAAGAAGUCAAUAACGAGGACCUCUUUGUUGAACGAUUACCGGAAUAUCUAGUUGGGCUAUCGCAAGUCAAAAAGACUGUUCUUACUUAUAUGAUGAAACAUAUGAAGAGGAUAACCCAGUGCUCCGAGGAGAAUCUCAUGACCGCCGAAAAUCUGUCCAUAUGCUGGUGGCCUUCCAUGCUGCACCCGCAAAGCAAAUCAUUUGACGACCUCGCAAACGAAGCACUUCUCGCGGCAGUCUUCAAGCUCAUAGUAGAACACUCAGAAACGCUCUUUGAUUUUUUCACGUGAGCACGGGUGCCCCAUAGACUUCACGCACACUGAACCACCGACGUUCAGUUUAAAGUAUAGCCAGCCUUAAUAAACUGCAAGAUUAUACUAUUAUAUAUAGCGAGGUAUUUCCAGCGUCUUAUCCGCGCCUAUAUGCAGCGGAACAGACUGAUGUAUUUCUACUUUAUUUUCUACACUGUAUUAAAAUAAGGCACCCACAGUUAUAUUUGUUAUAUAUCGAGCACUGGAGGAGAGGAUAUUUGUUAUGAUUUUAAAAUGAAUUCUGCCCUCGCUUGGUGAUGGAAGGAAGAUAGCCCUCGUUUCCUGAUUUCGGGGAUGUAGCACUAUUGAAUGCCAUCAGUUGGUGGAAAAAACUUCACUUAUGAUUAAACCGGAGACUCGGUGAUCAUUCUCUGUGGAAGACGAUCUUCAGUGGCUGAGGGAAUGGCCGAACCGGAAAUCGCUCUGGCGCAUCGAUGAGGGAAUGAAUCUAGUUGGUUCAAAUAAACAGAUAUAUGUCAUUUUUUUCCAUUAACCAGGGUUGUCAAAUGUGGAUAGAUGUCUUGAUGCUGUAGCUUUUUGAAUGACAGAAUCUCUUUGAACUUAUUCACUCAUUUGAUUUUUAAUACAACGGCAUCAUUUAUGGAUUCCAGCCAUCUCUAACUGUUACAAGGAUUAGUGCAUUCAGUUAUCAGCACUCAUCUGCACUCAUGGUUAUCAAUCAUUACCACCAUGCGAUCUUGAUUACCCACAAUGCAUCACUGAUUACCCAUGAUGCAUCACUGACUAACCUUGUCACCGAGCGAUGUUCACUCAACACCAGACACCUCAGAAAAUAUUGAGAAAUAUUUAGACACUGUCCUAGCAAGAUUCCUGGGUAGUGAUUCACAAAGAUUUACGUUAACAAAAAAAAUACUUAUAAGUUACCGGUAAUGUGUUCUAGAUAACGCAACACCAGAAUGGUCAGAUCAUUGGAUGUGCUUUACUGGACAUUAAUUAAUGAGAUGAAAUGUCGAAUUUGAUGUGCGUGUUGGAGCAUGAUUUUUCCGGAGACAUAAAUCUUUCUCAGACGCCUUCCAGAUCAAGACAAUUUUACUAUUAUAUCAUGAAAUAUUAUUACUAUUAUUAAUUUGAUUUAAGAUGAAAUGAGUGACGGUGAGAAACUAUACUACUGUAUGUUAUCAAAUGGGGUCUAGACACUUGUCCACUUACGUAACGUCAUGACUGAUAUUUCUGAAAUAGUCUUGGCUUGGUCAAGAUUUGUUUUACGAUGGGCAAUUAAGAGCAAUGACUUUUUACAUUCACUCUUGAACUUAAUUCUAUUAUCUUUUUAGCCUAUAUUGGUAAUUUCAAAAUAAGCAGUGUUGUCUAUAUAGGAAAGAACUAGUAUUGACUUUUUUUCUUGACGGCAAAAAUGAGUAAACUUUUAACCUUUUUCGUUAUUCGGAUUUGAAAUCAUGAAUUGAAAUAGGUCCCCAUGUUGUAUGUAUUGUCAGUUAAGUUUAUUUCAAAUUGUUAUAUUUUUCACUUUCUGUGAAAAAGGUGGCACUUACAUUGUCAUAAAGGUACUGCUAAAAACAGAUCAAAUCUGUUUUGAAAUUAUAUGGAGGUAUAUUUUGUUGAGUAAUCAUUGAGUGUUUAUUCUGCCGCUGCCUUUUUGAAUCGGUUCAAAGUAUUAUAUUGUUUUCAAACUUGUUUAUAUGUAGGGGUAAUACAUGCCUAAACCUUAAGACAAUGGUAAAUCCAGAUCUAUAUAUAUUUCAGGCAUUGUAAAGAAAACAUGCAAAGUAAUGCCUGAUAUCGAGUAUUUUGAGAAGUUUUCAACGUCAUGGUGAUGAGUAUUAAAUCUUGCUUUUGAAGAAAUUUGAUAUUCUAUACAUUCCCAGUUAUGUAGGAUUUUUUUUACAGUGAUUGAACUGUAUACAUGUUUUUAUUGCUCAUAUCUCUUGGUAGAGUCAUAGUAAUGGCUUAAUGUAUUGUUGAAAUGAAAAAUAGAGGUCCAAUGAAGGAUCCUUGUGGCACACCACAUUUUGUUUCAAAUUCCUACCUGUAUAGCCUCAUAUAUACUGGUUAUUGUUUCUGCCAGGUCUUAUGUUUGUCACAUUUCUUUUAAGGAAGAAAGUGAUACAUGCUUUGUUAGAUUUGGUGGCAUUUGUCAAUUUUAUAGUUUUCCAAAUCAACUUCAGGUAUUAUUUUCUUUCUUAGCCUCGAUUCAAUUGUAAUUGAACUAAUAUAAUUGUAUAUGGAUUAUUAAUGCUUAUUCAAUUUUGUACCAUCCAUGGCUUAGCAAUUCAAUUUUCACCUGUUCCAAACAAAUUUCACUAUGCUUAACUUCUUACAUAUUUUUCCGCUCAUUACUUUAGAGAAGUGGUUAUUGUUCAACAGCAUUUGUAUAUUAGUCACCAAAGUUUACUUUGAAUUAUCAUUCAUUAUCUUACCAUACAUUGUAUUUCUUAUUCAUUUAACUCUUAUUAUUCAUCCAUACUCCUUCAUUACACUUGGAAAUAUCAAAAGCUCUUCCCCAUUUCUGUACUCUACUUCAUCUUUACCCUGGGAAAGUUUGCUUUAAAGUUAAAAAAAAACUCGGUCGGCCGGUAACAUAAAGCUUCGCGAUUGAUCAUACAUGUAGGGCUAAUUUCUAUGACUAAUCAUACACAAUAGUCAAUGCAAUCAAUCGUAGAAAUUUAUCGCUUAGCUUUAUGUUACAUGGGCCAGAUGUGCAAUCCUUUUCUGCUUUUCUCAAGUUUUUAAAAACAAUUUGGCUUCCAUCUCAGCAGGACACUCCAAAAUACCCCUAUGAAUAAAAUGGAAUCAUCCAACUUGCUUCUCCCUGUUAAGUCAUUGGGUGAUGGAUACACAUAAAGUCACUGGCCCGUAUUCUGAACUCGGGUUUAAAUUAAACCCUGGUUUUAAAAGUUUUGAUUUAAAUAUGGAGAGCCAGUUGGGGCACAAAUCCAUAACAGUACAAAUCCACUUUAUUAACUCAUUGACACUCAAAUGGUUCAUGGUUGUCUGGGAAUGAUAAAGGAAGUAUUUUUUUUUCUUCAUUAUAAAAGCAAAAGGAAACAAACGAGUAAAUAUAAGAAAUAUACAAUAAAUACAUAAUUAAGAAUUUUUGGCCUUCAUAAUUUUAGGAGAGUUUUGGACCGGGGUCUAACUUUAUUAAACCUGACUUCAGAAUACAGGCCCGUUGGUCAUGUUACAAAGUGUUUAGUGACUAAUCAUAUGUUAAGAAUUUCCGAUUGAUUCUACAUUGUGUUCUUGCGAUCAGUUGGUAAGCUUUGUAUGU